This is a messenger RNA of Didymosphaeria variabile, 1647 nucleotides long. It is a transcript of the gene SRP54, whose product is annotated as Signal recognition particle. Bases 1 to 1647 code for a protein of 548 amino acids. The record is from RefSeq and is a predicted model, not a curated record. NCBI's taxonomy places the organism in Eukaryota, Fungi, Ascomycota, Dothideomycetes, Pleosporales, Didymosphaeriaceae. Gene Ontology annotation, molecular function: ATP hydrolysis activity; endoplasmic reticulum signal sequence receptor activity; 7S RNA binding. Gene Ontology annotation, cellular component: cytosol; signal recognition particle, endoplasmic reticulum targeting. The transcript has 4 exons. Gene Ontology annotation, biological process: SRP-dependent cotranslational protein targeting to membrane; SRP-dependent cotranslational protein targeting to membrane, translocation.
AUGGUGCUUCAGGAUCUUGGGCGGCGCAUCAAUGCCGCCGUCUCAGACCUCACGAGGUCUCCCAACCUCGAUGAGAAGGCCUUCGACGCCAUGGUCAAGGAGAUUUCCAACGCUCUCGUAGAAGCAGACGUUAACGUGAAGCUCGUGAUGAACCUUCGGAACUCCAUAAAACGCUCGGUUGACUUCAAACACCUCUCGCCCGGCGUGAAUAAGAAGCGCCUCAUCCAGAAAGCGGUUUACGACGAACUUGUUAAACUCGUCGACCCGCACGCCGAACCCUUCAAGCCGCGAAAAGGAAAGCCGAACGUCAUCAUGUUUGUGGGUUUGCAGGGUUCGGGUAAAACGACAUCGUGUACGAAGCUGGCGCGGUGGUAUUCUGCGCGAGGAUUCAAGGCGUGUCUGGUUUGCGCGGACACCUUCCGUGCUGGUGCUUUCGAUCAAUUGAAGCAGAAUGCGAUACGAGCGAAGAUCCCGUACUUCGGAAGCCAUACACAGACGGAUCCUGUCGCCGUUGCAAGAGAAGGUGUGGACAAGUUCAAAAAGGAGCGCUUUGAGAUCAUCAUUGUGGAUACCUCUGGCCGUCACAGGCAAGAGAAGGACCUUUUUGAUGAGAUGAUGCAGAUCCAGGAAGCUGUGCAGCCCGAUCAGACUAUUAUGGUUCUCGACUCGACAAUCGGUCAGGCAGCAGAAGCACAGUCACGUGCAUUCAAAGAGGCGGCAGACUUCGGAGCUAUCAUUCUUACCAAAACGGACGGUGCAGCAGCAGGGGGUGGUGCUAUCUCGGCCGUUGCAGCAACACAUACGCCUAUCGUGUUCCUCGGUACCGGAGAGCAUAUGCUGGAUCUAGAGCGCUUCAGUCCUGAGCCUUUCGUUUCGAAACUACUUGGCAUGGGUGACAUCGGUGGCCUUGUCGAACACGUGCAGUCACUCAAGCUCGACCAGAAAGAUACCAUGAAGCAUAUCACCCAAGGCAUCUUCACUAUCAAGGAUCUGCGAGAUCAACUGUCCAAUAUCAUGAAGAUGGGCCCGCUUUCGAAAAUGGCGGGCAUGAUUCCUGGACUGAGCGGCAUGAUGAACGGUAUGGACGAUGAAGAAGGCAGUUUGAAGCUCAAGCGCAUGAUUUACAUCUGCGACAGCAUGAAUGAGAAGGAGCUUGAUUCUGACGGCAAGAUGUUCAUCGAGCAACCGGAACGUAUGACACGCAUAGCACGUGGUUCGGGCACGUCUGUGCGCGAAGUAGAAGAGCUUCUUACUCAGCACAAGAUGAUGGCAGGCAUGGCCAAAAAAAUGGGAGGAGGUUUGAAGAAUAUGCAAAAAGCUCAGGGUGCCAUGGGCGGAGGAAACAAGGCACAACAGCUCGCUGCCAUGCAAAAGCGGAUGGCCAGUAUGGGCCAAGGCGGCAUGGGUGGCGGAGGAGGCAUGCCCGAUAUGGCUUCUAUGAUGAAGAUGCUUGGUGGUGGAGGAAGAGGCGGCGGUGGCAUGCCUGAUAUGUCUGCCCUUGCGAAUAUGAUGGGUGGCGGUGGACGAGGAGGAGGCGGCAUGCCCGAUAUGUCUGCCCUUGCGAACAUGAUGGGUGGCAUGGGUGGCGGUGGUUUCCCUGGUAUGGGCGGUAUGGGAGGUAGCGGCAGCGGCAAAGGAAGGCGGUAG